AGAAAACUGCCAGGUGAAUUACCUCUUUUAUCGGAUAUAUAUUUUUUUUACUUGAACUACAAACAACAACAAUCCGUGCUGCUAUGUGACAAAACCAUCAGCGGUCCAUUGCGCAACUAAUUAUAGAGACCUGAACCAAUGGCAAACUUAGCACGUUAUGUGUUGAACAACCUUGUUUGAACCAAAUUCUACAGCUAAUCUGAAGAAGCGAAACUAUUUGCUAGUAUAAAGUCUUUAACAUAGUGUCGCCGCGUGAUCAUUUCUGUGAGAGUUUACGGUCGAAUGCAAAUCGCGUUCCGGGAAGUGGAAAAUUAUCUUUUUACUCUAGUAGAAUGAAGCUAGGGCUGAUAGUGAUAUGCAGCCUGAUGCUGCUGGUAAUCGUUGGUGCUUCCGCGAUAAAGUGUCCGCAUGGCAACAAAAAUGAAUGUGAAUGCGUACAGAAGGUCCUAAGGGCAUCAACUGUUCCACCAUUUGCUUUCUGCAAGAUGAAAGUUUGCGAAGAAACGUACCCAGUGGAAUUUCAACCGAUAAAGGAUGUAUGUUCGUGUAUCGACUUAGCUUCCGUAAGGCCUGAGAGGCCACCGAAAGAUGAAAAACCUCUUUUCGCGCCAGAUAUCUCGUGCGAGUGUGGAUUUAAAGAUAGUCAUCAACUGCCGAAAAAAUACUUCGCCGAUCCGGUCAGUCAGCAUCUGGCCAACAUGGCCGCUAGGAAGAAGCAAGUGUCAGUAUCGGAGGCCGAUCUGCAUUUUCAGGGACACGCCAUUAAAGUGAAACCGCUAGCGAAACCUCCACCGAACGUCAUGGAAGAACGUUUACACAAGUUUAAUGGCCAGGUGAUCGAACUGAAGCCUUCGCGUAAGAACCGUAUCUAUCAGCCCGUAUCGUCCGAAGAAGAAGAAUUUCCCUGUAACCCCAAGCAGCAAACCUAUGGGGAUAUUUGCUACGACAAAGUGAGCGAUCCGACGCCCAUGUUUGAGCAGAUAAAACCGUGCGAUAGUCCGUGCGAACUGUGCGAGGACAACAAACCUCAUAACGAGUCUGAUGAUUACGAUGAGGACGACGAGGAUGACGAGGAUGACGAGGAGGAUUACUCAAAUUAAUGCAAAGCGUACAGAUCAUGAUCUGUAAAAUAGAAGACUGAAGUUCCGAAUUUAGUAGCCCUAAGUUGACGAAACGAAAUAGUACUGACUUGAUUCUGUAAAAAGCGGUUUAUUAUUUACUGCGAAAGCAACACUCAGGACUUCAGUUCAAUACUCACUUGAGCAAUGU
Molecule: messenger RNA, 1269 nt
Organism: Wyeomyia smithii (pitcher-plant mosquito)
Lineage: Eukaryota; Metazoa; Arthropoda; Insecta; Diptera; Culicidae
Exons: 2
Coding region: 333-1100 (255 amino acids)
Source: RefSeq, a predicted model, not a curated record